GCAGGAGCCCUAGAAAACGAUGUGUAUGUCCACGUAGUCAAGAAAGAGACAACUAAGGAAGACGUGGAGCUCUAGUGUGCUGGGGUACGUGUGAUCUGUGAGCAGCCAUGGAGGAAACCUACCUGCUGAAUGUGGAAGGGGUCAAAAAGAAGAUUCUGCAUGGAGGCCGAGGGGAGCUACCGAAGUUGCAGGACGGGAGCAAGUUCACCUUCCACUUCCAGACGCUGAAGGAUGACUUUGAGCGGACGGUGAUCGAUGACAGCCGGGAAGCUGGCAUGCCCAUGGAGAUCAUCGUGGGCAAGAUGUUCAAGCUGGAGAUCUGGGAGACACUGCUCAGCUCCAUGAGGAUUGGGGAGGUGGCAGAGUUCUGGUGCGACGCCAUUCACACAGGCAUGUAUGCCCUGGUCUCCAGGGGCAUGCGGAGGAUUGCCGAGGGACGGGACCCCCUGGAAGGCCAGAAGCACCGCUGUGGCAUGGGCAACAUGUUUGACUACCACAGCACGGGCUAUGAUGACCUGGACGAGCUGCAGCGGACACCACAGCCUCUCAUCUUCAUCAUGGAGCUGUUCCGGGUGGAGGACCCCUCAGCGUACAAACGUGACACCUGGGCCAUGAGCAAGGAGGAGAAGCUGGCAGCAGUGCCUGUGCUGCACAGCGAGGGCAACCGCCUCGUCCUGCGCAGGGAGUUUGCACAGGCGGCGGCCAAGUACCAGGAGGCCGUCAUCUGCCUCAGGAACCUCCAGGCCAAGGAGAAGCCGUGGGAGGAUGGCUGGCUGAAGCUGGAGAGCCUGGUCACACCGCUGGUGCUCAACUACUGCCAGUGCCAGCUGGAGCUCGGCGAGUACUACGAGGUGCUGGAGCACACCACGGAGCUUCUCCAGAAGCACAAUGACAAUGCCAAGGCCUAUUUCAAGCGGGCAAAGGCCCACGCUGCUGUGUGGAACGAGAGGGAGGCACGGGAGGACUUCCAGCGCGUGGCUCACCUCGACCCCUCCAUGGCGGCUGCGGUGAAGAAGGAGCUGAAGCAGCUGGGGGAGAGGAUGAGGAAGAAGCACGUGGAGGAUCGGAAGCGCUACCAGGGCCUCUUCCAGUCAUCCCAGGGUCUGAAGGUCCGUGAGGGGCAGGAGAGCAGGGAUAUGGGUGAUGGGGCACCUCAGGGUACAGUGAACAUGGGCAGCACUUGGGACUGA
Messenger RNA from Sturnus vulgaris (Common starling), 1190 nucleotides. RefSeq names its product peptidyl-prolyl cis-trans isomerase FKBP5-like. The record is from RefSeq and is a predicted model, not a curated record. Lineage: Eukaryota; Metazoa; Chordata; Aves; Passeriformes; Sturnidae. Gene Ontology annotation, molecular function: protein binding; peptidyl-prolyl cis-trans isomerase activity.